Messenger RNA from Uloborus diversus, 2103 nucleotides. Its product is annotated as solute carrier family 41 member 1-like. The transcript is spliced from 11 exons. Lineage: Eukaryota; Metazoa; Arthropoda; Arachnida; Araneae; Uloboridae. Gene Ontology annotation, cellular component: plasma membrane. Gene Ontology annotation, molecular function: monoatomic cation transmembrane transporter activity. Gene Ontology annotation, biological process: monoatomic cation transport. Bases 436 to 1974 code for a protein of 512 amino acids. The record is from RefSeq and is a predicted model, not a curated record.
AUCCUCGCAUUCUCAAUUCUAACUCCCGAGAGUUACGUUCGAUUCCGUGUACUCCGCGCCGUUUUCUUUCUAUUCCCAUUGUCCACACCUUUCCGAUGGUCACCCAAGAGGUCUCUCAGUCAGCCCGUUCUUUCACCACGUGCAUUGAAAAAGCAAGGGAACAGGAAACCUUGGAUCCCGUGGAAAGCUGCGCGAGAUAAGGAUAGAAUUAUAGUAGUUUAAUUUUGAGUAGUUAAAAUUUUGUUUCAUUUGUCGUCUUUAAAUUAAUUCGUCCAUUUUUUUCACUAAUUCAUCCGGCAAAUUAAUUGUCAUUUCUAAGCUGGCAGUUCAAGGAGAAUCCGUUGACGAUUGUGGGGAGGAAAGCGAGAAGGGAUAAACUGGCAACAUCUGGAUUUGAACGGAUUUACCCACCACUUGGAAUAAAAUCUCUCAGCGAUGGCCAGAGAGAUAGUCGAACUCCACGACGGCAAGCAGAGCACCUGCGCCCUCUUGCGACAGAUGAGCGCCCCAGUGGGGCACGAGGGCAGAAAUGGUCACGUGCCACUACCUAUCACCGCCCCGGGCAACCUACAGUGCCCCUUAGAAUUCUGGAUUCAAUCGGAAACGACGCCACUUCUUUUGUCUGCACAAAAAGCUCCUCUUCCGCCCAAGAAAGAUUUCGUUGUAUCCACUGAAAGUCUGUUGCCACCAGUCAAAGAAGAAGAGAAAAGUUCAGACGAUGAUUCCUUUGAGAAAGAUGACAAAGAAGAAACGGUUUGUUCCAUCACUUGUCAAGUGUUCGUGCCUUUUAUGAUUGCUGGAUUUGGUACUGUUGCUGCUGGCUUACUAUUGGAUAUCGUACAGAACUGGAAUGUGUUUCAAGAAGUCCCUGAAAUGUUCGUAUUGGUGCCUGCUCUGUUAGGUUUGAAAGGAAAUCUUGAGAUGACCCUGGCCUCUCGCAUCUCGACUUUAGCAAAUAUGGGAACGAUUGAUACUCCUAAAGAACAAUGGCGGAUGGCAUUUGGAAAUUUAUCUCUACUUCAGUGUCAGUCCCUGGUUUUGGGGCUCAUCGCGUCCAUGUUCGCAUCCAUCGUCGGCUGGAUCAGAGAGGGGGAAGUCAACUUCCACAACAUCCUUCUGCUCAGUUCUAGCAGCCUGCUCACUGCAUCGGUCGCCAGCUUCCUGCUCGGUUCCAUCACCAUCUUCGUGGUCGUGUUUUCGCGCAAGAUGAACAUCAACCCCGACAACGUUGCUGCUCCCAUCUCCGCCUCCCUGGGCGAUGUGGUAACCUUGGCCCUCCUCUCCUUCAUCGCCAGGUUCAUCUUCGAACGGUCAGGUCAAUAUGUGUGGGUUGAAGCCUCCAUCGUCAUUGGUAUGUUGUUCCUCAUCCCUUUCUGGGCUUGGCUGUCUUACAGAAAUUCUUACACAAGGCAUGUCCUGUACUCAGGAUGGAUUCCAAUAAUCAGCGCUGUCGCUAUUUCCAGCGGAGGAGGAUACAUUCUUAACUUUGCAGUUGCAAGGUAUAAAGAAAUUGCCGCUUGCCAGCCAGUCAUUAAUGGUGUUGGAGGGAACUUGGUUGCGGUACAGGCAUGUCGUAUAUCAACUUAUCUACACAAAAAGGCGAAGCCAGGUGUGUUAUCUGCUGAAGAACUAUGUGUCAGCCCAUUUACAGCUUGGUUUGGAAGAAGUUUGCAUUCCCGGACCUGCCGGAUCCUGGUGCUGAUCGCUGUGCCGGGCCAUCUGAUCUUCAUCUCUUGCGUGCACUUCCUGAAGAGUACUUACACCCCCUUGACAGCCGAAUUCCUUCUCUUCUACCUGAUAGCAGCAAUUCUGCAGGUGUCCAUACUCCUGUACAUGGCGCAUUGCUUCGUGCACUGGCUCUGGAAGUGGGGUUUCGACCCGGACGACGCAGCCAUCCCCUACCUCACAGCGUUCGGGGACCUUCUCGGUACCGGAUUCCUACUGGUGGCCUUCCUGGCUAUGGACGCCGCCUAAGCAUCACUGCCGGACAGUACGUAAUGUAAUUUUAUGUGUACAUUUGACGAAAAAUGUCAUCAAAUUUCGAAGAAAUACAAAAAAUAUCUUUAUUAUUUUGUACACUACUCAAAAUAAAGCCUUUACAGU